AUGUAACCUGCAUUUUCAUUGCAACAUAUGACUGUUUAUUCUUUCCUAUCCUUCUGACUUCUGGGUUUGCAUUAGGAGGCAUUGUCUUAGCCGAGCUUUGUCAUGUGCUUUCUGUAGAUGGUUCUCAGUGUCUUAUGUCUAAAAAGCCUAGAUUCUCCUCUCGUUGAGGGCAAAAGAACGGGGAAAUGACCAGUGUUUCAUCUUUCACUAUUUAUUAUGCAGCUGUGCAAUUGGAGGCCUUUGUGCAUGAAGACAGAUUUGUUCUAUGGCCUCAGAGUUGGAUGCCGGGGACGAUGGCGGCUGCACUGAGCUGGCAAAGCCCCUCUAUCUUCAGUACCUGGAGAGGGCCCUCCGAUUGGACCAUUUCCUGCGACAAACAUCAGCCAUCUUCAAUAGGAAUAUUUCUAGUGAUGACAGCGAAGAUGGACUGGAGGACAGUAACCCUUUACUGCCCCAGUCUGGGGAUUCCUUAAUGCAAGUGAAGGAGGAACCUCCAAAUUCAUUGCUUGGUGAGACUUCUGGAGCGAGCAGUUCUGGAAUGUUAAAUGCGUACUCUCUGAAUGGAGUUCUGCAGUCAGAUUCAAAAUCUGACAAAGGGAAUUUAUAUAACUUCUCUAAGCUGAAGAAAAGCAGAAAGUGGUUAAAGAGCAUUCUGCUAAGUGACGAGUCCAGUGAGGCAGAUUCUCAAAGUGAGGACAAUGACGAUGAAGAAGAAGAAGAAGAUGAUGAUGAUGAUGACGACGAUGACGAAGAACUGAAUCUCAGCCGAGAGGAACUUCACAACAUGCUGCGACUGCACAAAUAUAAGAAGCUUCACCAGAAUAAGUAUAGUAAAGACAAGGAGUUGCAGCAGUACCAGUACUACAGUGCAGGCCUGCUCUCUACAUAUGAUCCUUUCUACGAGCAGCAACGGCUCCUACUUGGACCCAAAAAAAAGAAAUUCAAGGAGGAAAAGAAACUUAAAGCUAAGUUUAAAAAAGUGAAGAAAAAACGGCGAAGAGAUGAAGAACUUUCCUCUGAGGAAUCCCCUCAUCUCCACCACCACCAGACCAAAGUCUUUGCCAAGUUCUCUCAUGAUGCACCUCCCCCUGGCACCAAGAAGAAACAUUUAUCCAUUGAGCAGCUUAAUGCUCGUCGCAGGAAAGUUUGGCUCAGCAUUGUGAAAAAGGAACUGCCGAAGGCCAACAAGCAGAAAGCUUCAGCUCAUAACCUGUUUCUCACCAAUAGCCGAAAGCUGGCCCACCAGUGUAUGAAGGAGGUGCGUCGUGCGGCUCUGCAGGCUCAGAAGAACUGUAAGGAGACCUUGCCUCGGGCCCGCCGCCUCACCAAGGAAAUGCUUCUGUACUGGAAGAAGUAUGAGAAGGUGGAGAAGGAGCACCGGAAGCGCGCAGAGAAGGAAGCUUUGGAGCAGCGCAAGUUGGAUGAGGAAAUGCGGGAGGCCAAGAGACAACAGCGAAAACUGAACUUCUUAAUCACGCAGACAGAGUUGUAUGCCCAUUUCAUGAGUCGCAAACGAGACAUGGGUCACGAUGGAAUCCAAGAAGAAAUCCUCAGAAAACUGGAGGACAGUUCUUCUCAGAGACAGAUCGACAUUGGUGGGGGUGUGGUAGUAAAUAUCACACAAGAAGAUUAUGAUAGUAAUCAUUUUAAGACCCAGGCCCUGAAGAAUGCUGAAAAUGCCUACCAUAUUCAUCAAGCUCGGACAAGGUCAUUUGAUGAAGAUGCAAAAGAAAGCCGAGCAGCUGCUCUACGGGCAGCCAACAAGUCUGGAACUGGGUUUGGGGAGAGCUAUAGCUUGGCAAACCCAUCUAUCCGGGCCGGUGAGGAUAUUCCACAGCCCACGAUUUUUAAUGGCAAAUUGAAAGGUUAUCAGCUGAAAGGCAUGAAUUGGUUGGCCAAUCUCUAUGAACAGGGUAUUAAUGGCAUCCUUGCUGAUGAAAUGGGCCUUGGUAAAACAGUACAAAGCAUUGCUCUCCUGGCCCAUCUGGCUGAGAGAGAGAACAUUUGGGGACCUUUCUUAAUAAUUUCUCCUGCUUCUACACUUAACAAUUGGCACCAAGAGUUUACUAGAUUUGUUCCCAAAUUUAAGGUGCUCCCAUAUUGGGGAAAUCCUCAUGAUAGAAAAGUCAUCAGGAGGUUCUGGAGUCAGAAGACUCUCUACACUCAGGAUGCCCCCUUCCAUGUGGUUAUCACUAGCUACCAACUGGUGGUUCAGGAUGUAAAGUAUUUCCAGCGGGUAAAGUGGCAGUACAUGGUCCUGGAUGAGGCCCAGGCACUAAAGAGUAGUUCCAGUGUUCGUUGGAAGAUCCUCUUGCAGUUCCAGUGUCGAAAUCGGCUUUUGCUAACUGGGACGCCCAUUCAGAACACCAUGGCAGAGCUCUGGGCUCUGUUACAUUUCAUUAUGCCAACAUUAUUUGAUUCACAUGAGGAAUUUAAUGAAUGGUUUUCCAAGGACAUUGAGAGCCAUGCCGAAAAUAAAUCUGCCAUCGAUGAGAAUCAACUCUCCCGCUUACAUAUGAUCCUGAAGCCAUUUAUGCUAAGGAGAAUCAAGAAAGAUGUGGAAAAUGAAUUAUCUGAUAAGAUUGAAAUUUUAAUGUACUGCCAACUGACUAGCCGACAAAAGCUGCUCUAUCAGGCACUGAAGAACAAAAUUUCCAUUGAGGACUUACUGCAGUCUUCCAUGGGCUCUACUCAGCAAGCACAGAAUACCACCAGCAGCCUCAUGAAUCUGGUCAUGCAGUUUCGAAAGGUAUGUAACCACCCGGAGUUAUUUGAGCGGCAGGAAACGUGGUCCCCAUUUCAUAUUUCCCUAAAGCCAUACCAGAUUUCAAAGUUUAUCUACCGUCAUGGACAGAUCAGGGUCUUCAAUCAUUCACGAGAUAGGUGGUUAAGGGUUCUUCUUUCUCCAUUUGCACCAGACUAUAUCCAGCAGUCUCUCUUCCACAGAAAAGGUGUUAAUGAAGAAAGCUGUUUUUCUUUCCUUCGGUUUAUUAAUGUAUCUCCAGCAGAAAUGGCAAACCUUAUGCUUCAGGGACUUUUGGCCAGAUGGUUAGCUCUUUUCCUGUCUCUGAAAGCCUCCUACAGGCUCCAUCAACUGCGCUCCUGGGGAGACCCAGAAUGGGAGAGCCAGCAGAGAUAUCUGAGAAACAAGGAUUUCCUUCUUGGGAUUAAUUUUCCGCUCUCCUUUCCCAACCUUUGCAGUUGCCCUUUGUUAAAGUCUCUUGUUUUCAGCAGCCACUGUCAAGCAGUGAGUGGCUUCUCAGACCAGGUCAUCCACCAGCGGAGAUCAGCUACCUCCUCGCUUCGUUGCUGCCUGCUCACCGAGCUGCCAUCUUUUUUGUGUAUGGCCAGUCCACGAGUCACCGCAGUGCCCGUGGAUUCAUACUGCAAUGACCGAAGUGCAGAGUAUGAGCAGCGCGUGCUGAAGCAAGGUGGGAGUCUGGCGGCCAAGCAGUGUUUGUUGAAUGGGGCCCCUGAACUGGCUGCAGACUGGCUAAAUCGACGCUCCCAGUUCUUCCCAGAGCCAGUUGGAGGACUGUGGAGCCUCAGGCCUCAGAAUGGCUGGUCUUUCAUCAGGAUUCCAGGCAAGGAGAGCCUCAUCACUGACAGUGGAAAGCUGUAUGCCCUUGAUGUCCUGCUGACUCGGCUCAAAUCUCAAGGACAUAGGGUCCUUAUCUACUCCCAGAUGACCAGGAUGAUAGACCUGCUGGAGGAAUAUAUGGUUUAUAGGAAGCAUACCUACAUGAGGCUUGAUGGUUCAUCCAAGAUCUCCGAGCGGCGGGACAUGGUUGCUGACUUUCAGAACAGGAAUGACAUCUUUGUGUUUCUGCUAAGCACUCGAGCAGGAGGACUGGGUAUCAAUCUCACUGCUGCAGAUACAGUAAUUUUCUAUGAUAGUGACUGGAACCCCACUGUGGACCAGCAGGCCAUGGACAGGGCCCAUCGCUUGGGGCAGACAAAGCAGGUUACUGUGUACCGACUCAUCUGCAAAGGCACCAUUGAAGAGCGCAUCCUGCAGAGAGCCAAGGAGAAGAGUGAGAUUCAGCGGAUGGUGAUUUCUGGCGGGAACUUCAAACCUGAUACCCUGAAACCCAAAGAGGUGGUUAGUCUUCUGCUAGAUGAUGAAGAGUUGGAGAAGAAAUUGCGACUGCGCCAGGAAGAGAAGCGGCAGCAGGAGGAGUCCCACCGCGUCAAAGAGCGCAAGCGCAAGCGGGAGAAGUACGCGGAGAAGAAGAAAAGGGAAGAUGAAUUGGAUGGGAAAAGGCGAAAGGAAGGCACGAACCUGGUCAUCCCAUUCGUCCCUUCCGCUGAUAACUCCAACCUCUCUGCGGACGGGGACGACUCCUUCGUUAGCGUGGACUCCGCCAUGCCCAGCCCUUUCAGUGAGAUCUCCAUCAGCAGUGAGCUGCACACUGGCUCCAUCCCCCCUGAUGAGAGCAGCAGUGACAUGCUGGUCAUUGUGGAUGACCCGGCCUCCUCAGCCCCGCAGUCCCGAGCCACCAACUCUCCUGCUUCCGUUACGGGCUCCGUCUCAGAUACCGUGAACGGAAUUUCCAUUCAGGAAAUGCCAGCUGCAGGUCGGGGCCACUCAGCUCGCAGCCGGGGCCGCCCCAAAGGCUCAGGAAGCACCGCCAAAGGAGCAGGGAAGGGCCGGAGCCGGAAGUCCACUGCAGGCAGCGCUGCGGCCAUGGCAGGGGCCAAGGCCGGGGCUGCGGCGGCCUCGGCAGCUGCCUACGCUGCCUACGGGUACAACGUGUCAAAAGGAAUCUCCGCCAGCAGUCCUCUGCAGACAUCCCUUGUUCGGACAGCUAGCCUGGCUGACUUUGGACCUUCAAGCGCCUCUUCUCCCUUGAGCUCCCCUUUGAGCAAAGGGAAUAAUGUCCCUGGGACUCCCAAGAGCCUCCACCUGACCAGCAGCCUGACCACGGAUCCCCUGGUCCGGAAACCGAGCAAAGGCUCCAACCCCCCUGGAGGGCGGUAACUACCUGGGUCCUCUGGCUUCCUUCAACCAAACCAGGGCCUAGAAUCCUCGCCAGCAGAGGGUGUUUAGAUGGCUUGCCCAGUGCAACAUAGGACAUCCCAAGUCAAGAGGGCAGAGAUGGCCAGGUGCAGCCAGGAGGACCAGGCAGGUGGCAGGUAUGAGCACUUUCCUCACCUGUGUCUCAAAAGGCAAGCUUGGGGGUUGCCAGAAAGAAGAAGGGGAGGGGGCCAGCCCCAACACAUCUUAGCUGAACUUGAACCUCUUACCCGGGAAGGGCCGAGUGGCGGCCCUUUUAGAUGCUCAGGCACCCCAGCCCCAUGCCCUUGGGCUUGGCCAUGUCCCUUGCAGAGGUUCUGCAAGUGCUGUGAAGAGCGGCCCCUGGUGGAGGCUUCUCUGAGGCUGGUAAGGGAGGCCAUCACGCCGCUGGCACCGUCCGCUCCGGCCAUCUCUCCAUGCCUCCUUGGCCAGAGCAGUAUCACAGAAGCGCAGCGAGUGUAAGAAAGCGGUGGCUUGUCAGGAAGACAGAGGCUGGAGGACGUGGUUUCCAGCCCCCCCCCAGCCCCCCCCAGGCCUGCAUGGUUCACAUCAGAGAACCUUCGGGUCCCACCAGCAACAGUAGCAGCCACUCCCACCCCAGGGACUCCCAGAAGCCAGUCCCGAGACCAGGAGCCAGCUCAAUCAUCAGGACGUCCUCACUGCCCCUCCUGCAGACUCCUCCUUGCUCUUCCUGAAUGCACAGUCUCCCCACCCCACCCCUGCCCUUCAGCCCCUGCUUGGCUGUAUGCACUGUCUGUAUUGCACUGAGAAAGGAAGGGGCCGCAGGAGUGAGGGGGAGAGGGCAAGCUUGGCCCUGACCCUCCGCCCGAGCUCUCCCCCCUCCAAGAGAGGCAGAGGCCGGUGGUCCCAGAGGAGGUGUCUCCUCCUGCCCCCAGUCUGAUGGCCCCCUGGUGGAGCAGGUGCUUCUGGGCGGGCCAGCCUCUAAUUUGCACACCUGAAAAUCGCGGAACUGAAUUUAGAUAGAUUGAUUUUUAAAACCUUUUUGGAGUAAGGGGUGUGGGGGAAUCACUUAAUUUAAAUCAUUAAGAUUCCCCUGCCCAGACCCAGACUCCUGUGUACAGAUGCUGUUUAGAGGGAAUCAGAAAAACGCCAAGCCUUUUUUCUCUUUGAAUGUGCUGUCUAUUUUUAUAACUGAACUUGUACAUAUGUAUAAAGAGAGACACAUCUUUCUUUUACUAACUGGAGAAAAAUCUUAAAUAAAAUGGAGUGAGAUAAUUUUAUGUAAA
Echinops telfairi (small Madagascar hedgehog) is the source of this 6264-nucleotide messenger RNA. RefSeq names its product INO80 complex ATPase subunit (gene INO80). The record is from RefSeq and is a predicted model, not a curated record. Gene Ontology annotation, cellular component: Ino80 complex; nucleus. The transcript has 35 exons. Gene Ontology annotation, biological process: DNA repair; chromatin remodeling; DNA-templated transcription. Gene Ontology annotation, molecular function: ATP-dependent chromatin remodeler activity; histone binding; DNA binding. NCBI's taxonomy places the organism in Eukaryota, Metazoa, Chordata, Mammalia, Afrosoricida, Tenrecidae. Bases 266 to 4981 code for a protein of 1571 amino acids.